Rhizoctonia solani is the source of this 828-nucleotide messenger RNA. RefSeq names its product Retrotransposon-derived protein PEG10. Bases 1 to 828 code for a protein of 275 amino acids. The record is from RefSeq and is a predicted model, not a curated record. The transcript is spliced from 2 exons. NCBI's taxonomy places the organism in Eukaryota, Fungi, Basidiomycota, Agaricomycetes, Cantharellales, Ceratobasidiaceae.
AUGGGCUUAGAAGCCUCCAACUCCAAGGACCCUGCACACCUGAGGGCCCCCAGCCAAAAGCCAUGGAAGAAAUGCCAUGCCCCAUACCAAAAGCCAAGCCUAUUGGAUUGGCUAGCAGGCCAUCCUUCUGACCAGAACAACCCCAGAGCCUCCCCCCCAUUUGCCCAGCCCACACCAAGAAGAGCUGCGCCUCCACAAGUCCCAUCUCCCCCUCCAUCUCUGCAUCUCCAAUCCCCAAUUGGAGCCCCUGCCCCUCUCCCACCAGCUCCAGCAGCCCACUACCCUGCUCCUGUUAAGGUUGACCACCCCAAUGCCUACACAGGCAAAAUAGGGAGCAAGGGCAAACAGUGGCUGACUUGGAUGCUGGCCUGGACCUGCCUCAACUUGUGGAUGUUCCCAACCAACCAGGAGCUUGGAUCACACCAAGCUAUCCUCCAAACCAUUGAGGGGUUCAAACUGGAGUUCCUGGCAGCUUUUGGCAACCCUGAUGCCACAAGGGCUGCCAAGCAGAAAAUAACCACCCUUACCCAGUCUGGCACAUGCGCAGACUACAUUACAAAGUUCAGAACCCUUGCUAUGGAACUGGACUGGAACAAUGUGGCCCUUUGUGGUCAAUUUGCCUGCAGCCUCCACUGGGAGGUCAGCCAACAAAUUGCUACCUGCAAGCACCAACCCUGUACCCUCCUCAAGCUGCAAAAUGCAGCACUUAUCAUCAACAAUGCUCUCUGCAAGGAGUGUGCUAGCCACCCACCAAGGGAUAAUAAGCCUAGCAAGCAGUCAAACCUUGCAAGGGGAACAAGUACUGGUCUGUCAACCACCAGUUCAUAA